Messenger RNA from Eremomyces bilateralis CBS 781.70, 1005 nucleotides. RefSeq lists its product as uncharacterized. Bases 1 to 1005 code for a protein of 334 amino acids. The transcript has 2 exons. The record is from RefSeq and is a predicted model, not a curated record. NCBI's taxonomy places the organism in Eukaryota, Fungi, Ascomycota, Dothideomycetes, Eremomycetales, Eremomycetaceae.
AUGUCCUCCAACCCCGCCGCCAAUCCCUCCAUCGACCGCAGCGACCUCAAACACUGUACCUUCACUAACCUCACCUCCGCCACUCGCAUUGACCGCUCCACCCUCUCCUCCAUCACCCUCACCUCCGGCGCCAACCCGGACAACCCCGCCGACUUCCACUCCAACUCACCCUAUAAAUCCACCAUCGAGCGCUCCUUCCUCCGCAGCAGCGCGCUCAGCGACGUGCACAUCGAGCGCAGCACCGUGAAAGACAGUAAAAUAUCGGCGGCGGCAAAGGUGGAAGGGGCGGAGGUGGAGCAGAGCGUGGUGGAGGGGGCGACGGUGGAGCGGAGCGUGGUGAAGGGGGCGGAGGUGAUGGGGCGGGGGGUGGUGGUGGAGAGGAGUCAGGUGGUGGGGAGCUCGGUUGUUGCGGGGAGGGAGGGGAGGGAGCGAGGGGAGGGGAAGACGUGGGUGUCGAGGAGUCAGGUGAAGGGGAGUUUGGUGGUGGGAUCGAGGGUGGAGAGGGGAGAGAUUACGGAGUGUGAGGUGGAGGGGUGUCAGAUUAGUCGGUCGAGUUUCAAGGGGCGGGUGUUGAGGAAUGGGGUGUGGGACCGAGGGAACUUGGUGGGGAGGGUGAGGAAGGAUGAAGAGGUGGUGGACGUUAGUAGGGAAGAGUGGGAGAAGAGAGCGGAUGCGAAUAAAACCUAUACCGAUUCGACGAUCAUCCUAACACCCACCACUUCAAGAGCCCCAAGCGAGGCCGGAUACCCAUUCGCCGGAGGGCCCAGGAGCGGUGGCCCUAGUUCCGUCUAUCGACCACGCGAACCAACUCCAGAGCGCUUCCCCCCGGAGAAGGAAAAGUAUGACUACCCAGCCGAGAAGAGCGUCGAGGCGCCCCAGGACGGCUACUCCAACGCCACCGGCCUCACCGACGACGAUCGGCAUCCAGGGAGCGAUACCUUCGCGUAUUAUACCGAGACAUACGAUGGGCCACGGAUGGACAUGCCGCCGCCUUACACGGAAUAA